UGAACUAUUUGCCAACCAACACAUGUCAGCGCCGGAUGGUAGAUGUGCUGUGAUGGUCCUAGUGUAGGUUAGUGAAUGCAAAGUUAUGCUUGGGACCAGCUUAAGGGAGGCAGCUGCUGCCUUACGACUUGGACAGCUGAGUCCUACAGAGCUGUGCCUGAAAUGCUUGUCUUUCAUCAGGGAAGCAUCAUUUCUUAAUGCUUAUAUUACCAUAACUGAAGAGAUUGCUCUUAAACAGGCUGCAGAAGCGGACAAACGUUUCAAAACAGGUAAACCCCUUGGGCCACUAGAUGGGAUUCCUAUUGCAAUUAAAGAUAACUUUAGCACUGCCAUCAUAGAGACAACAUGUGCAUCAAGAAUGCUGAAAGGUUAUAUUCCUCCGUAUAAUGCUACAGUUGUUCAGAAGCUUUAUGACCAAGGAGCUGUACUCAUGGGAAAAACUAAUCUUGAUGAAUUUGCUAUGGGAUCUGGGAGUACUGACAGUAUAUUUGGGCCAGUGAAAAAUCCAUGGACCUAUUCAAAACAAUACAAAGAGAAAAGAAGAGAGCAAUGUCCUGCUAUUGAUGGGGAUUCUGAUUGGGUGAUCACUGGAGGAAGUUCAGGAGGCAGCGCUGCUGCUGUGUCUGCUGGAACGUGCUUUGUGGCACUGGGGUCUGAUACAGGAGGUUCUACCCGGAACCCAGCAUCUCACUGUGGCAUAGUAGGUGUGAAACCAACGUAUGGCCUUGUUUCUCGCCAUGGACUUAUUCCCUUGGUAAACUCCAUGGAUGUACCCGGGAUUUUAGUUAGAUGUGUGGAUGAUGCUGCAACUGUGAUUGGUGUGCUGGCGGGACAUGAUCCACAAGACUCCACAACAAUCCAAGAUCCCUUUCAGUCAUUCACACUUCCAGAUGCAAUAGAUGUGACUAAUCUCUGUGUAGGAAUCCCAAAGGAAUACCAUGCUCCAGGCUUGUCUACAGAAACACUUUCCCUUUGGUCAAAGACUGCUGAUCUGUUGGAGAAUGCUGGAGCCAAGGUGGUUGAGGUUUCACUGCCUCACACACGCUAUUCAAUUGUUUGCUAUCAUGUCUUGUGCACAACAGAAGUAGCCUCAAAUAUGGCUCGAUUUGAUGGACUGGAAUACGGACAUCGCUCAGAUAUCCAAGAUUCAACAGAGGCCAUGUAUUCUGCAACCAGGCGAGAAGGUUUUAAUGAUGUCGUUAGAGGAAGGAUAUUAUCUGGAAACUUUUUCCUUCUGAAACAGAAUUAUGAGCAAUAUUUUGUGAAGGCUCAGAAGGUGCGACGUCUUAUAGCAGAUGACUUUGUGAAUGUUUUUCGAUCUGGUGUGGAUAUAUUACUUACUCCCACCACACUGGGAGAUGCAGCUAUUUACCAAGACUUUAUAAAAGAAGAUAACAGAACUCGCAGUGCUCAGGAGGAUGUUUUUACACAAUGUGCCAACAUGGCUGGUAUUCCUGCUAUUACCGUUCCUGCUGGUCUCUCCAGUAGAGGACUACCACUUGGCCUUCAGUUCAUUGGCCAAGCUUUCCGCGAACAACAACUCCUCACUGUUGCCAAAUGGUUUGAGAAGCAAAUGGACUUCUGCCCCUUAGUGUUUGAUAGGAAUCUAGAAAAUGGACAAAUAGUUCAAAUACAUAAUAAAUCUGUUGCUUCCUUGUAGACAAACAAAAGAGUAUGUUCAGAAUAUAAGAGCAACGUCACUUCCUGUUUGAAGAGUUUGAAGAGCUAUUUUGGGACACAUGCAGUUUGGCGGCCGUCUUGUUUCUGAUCUCCGGGAAUUAAUUUAGAGUGCUGGACCAAUAAACUAGAUUAGUAACUAA
Messenger RNA from Pseudophryne corroboree (corroboree frog), 1820 nucleotides. It is a transcript of the gene QRSL1, whose product is annotated as glutaminyl-tRNA amidotransferase subunit QRSL1. Bases 86 to 1660 code for a protein of 524 amino acids. The transcript is spliced from 12 exons. Gene Ontology annotation, molecular function: glutaminyl-tRNA synthase (glutamine-hydrolyzing) activity. Gene Ontology annotation, cellular component: mitochondrion; glutamyl-tRNA(Gln) amidotransferase complex. The record is from RefSeq and is a predicted model, not a curated record. Lineage: Eukaryota; Metazoa; Chordata; Amphibia; Anura; Myobatrachidae. Gene Ontology annotation, biological process: mitochondrial translation; glutaminyl-tRNAGln biosynthesis via transamidation.